This is a messenger RNA of Chara braunii, 3628 nucleotides long. The record is from the annotation of a GenBank genome assembly. NCBI's taxonomy places the organism in Eukaryota, Viridiplantae, Streptophyta, Charophyceae, Charales, Characeae.
CGGGACAGGCUUGACUAUUCAGCCAUAGCCAAGAUUCCAUGCAUCUUCUUCAGAGCUGAUCCUGAAGGAACAUCCAACUCCUGUUACCUCCUGCCUGUUCUUUGUUUGUUACUUGUUGUUUAUUUGUUUGUCUGUAUUGUGGGGAGCAAUAUGGCGGAAUCAGGGAAGGCUGAGGUAGUUGAGAGUUCUGGGGAGAGACCCCAGGUUAAGCUUGAGAUGAAAGUGCAGCCUGUAACACCUGUACCGCCUGACCCUUUAGAGGCUGAACUGCGGGCCCAAGAGGAGAAACUCCACUUGCAGGCCCAGGCAGUUGAGAACCUAAAGGCAGAGCUCAAGAGGAAGGAAGAGUACGCCCAGAAAGAGGCCAGGAGAAAAGUGUUGAUUGGAGACAUGCAAAGAAUCAUGAGCCUCGGUAUGACCAGUCAGGCCAGUAAGGACAUGGCAGAAUUCAUCCUGCUGCAGGAUGAGAUUCACCGGUCCUACUUUACUAACUGGGAUGACCGAAUCUCAGGUCUAGAGACCAGCCAUUCAGCUUUGUCAAAGAAGCUGGAUGACAUCUCUGCGCAGCUGAGCAACAUUGCCAAACAGCUGCAGAUCACCCCUGUUCAGACUGUUCCUCCUUCUUCUGGCCCUUCUGCAGCACCUGUCCCAAACCCCCCACACUCCAGACCUGCAUCCCCACCUCUUACACCCAAGUCACCAGCACCCUCUCAGUCCUCAGCCCCAUUUGAGCCGCAGCGGCCCAAGCUGACCCCUCCACCAAUGUUCUCAGAAGAAGAUCCUAAGGUGGACGUGGCAGAUUGGGUGACUGCGCAGCGAACCUACCUGAGUGGGUUCAAAUGCGACGAGGAUGUGAAGGUGUCAGCCAUCCUGGCACGGCUGGAGAGGACUGCACUGAAAUGGUGCACCUCUACUUCCAGCAAGCAGGGGAUGGAGAUGGCUGAUUGGGCGCAGAGGUUGGGGGUGGCUGGAUUUCUGCAGGCCCUGCAAGAUCGGUUCGCAGACAAGGAGCAGGCAAGAAAGGCUGCAAACAAAAUUCUGCGCCUGGACCAGAAAAAGUUUGAGGGCUCCUUGUCCAAACUGUUUUCCACCUUUGAGAGUUUGACAUCGACUCCAGGGUUGGAAAUGAGUGAGCAGGAUCUGCUCAUUCAUUUCCUAAGGGCAACACCUGAGCAAUUCCAGCAUGCUCUCUUCUCUCAGGGCCACAAGGACUGGAGGUCCUUUGGCAGAGCAGCCCUGGACUUGGAAUCCAAGCUCCAUGUCCAGGAAGCACCUUCUGAAGGAAGGAAGGGGCCCUCCUCCAAAGGGCGAAGGAGGAGGAAGGUCGCCCUGUUUGCUGCUGCAGCGUCUAGUUCUGAUAGUGACGCAGCAUCCCAGGGUGGGAGCCCUCCGCCUGGGACUGCUUCAUCAUCAGCUGCAGAUCCCGUUCUUGCCCUGGCUGAUGCUUUGAUGGGCUUGGCAAAGGGAAAGGCCCCAGCCCAGAAAGCACCAACCAGUCGCCAGGGGAAAGGGAAGGGACGUGCCUCUUCCCCUGGGGCCCAGAGAGAGAAGAAAAAGCACAAGUCUGAACUCAUCCUGCUUCAAUCCUACAUCCUGGGAGCCAAGAUCAAAGGGCCCUUGGACUGUGGGGCUACUCGCAACUUCAUCUCCCCCAAGGCAGUCAGUAAACUGCACUUGGAUCAGAGGUUGGUGAAGCUGCGACAGCCACUGGAAGUCCGCAUUGGGGACUCUUCCACAGUCAGGAUUACCACUGCUGUCAAGGGCAUACCUGUGUCCUUUGACAAGCAGGGGGAAGUCAGGCAUCGCCUGAACUUCUAUGUGUUCCCUAACGUUCCCUUUGACCUUGUCUUCUCUAUGCAGUGGCUUGGUGCCACCAAUCCUAGGAUUGACUGGCAGAUUCCUAGGGUUGAGCUGCCAGACCGGCAUGGGGUUUAUCGCCCUUGCAUGCUCGCUGAUGAGUACCAUCCGGCCAGCAACUGUUAUUGCAUGAGUGCUCGCAAGUUUUUGCGAUUCUCACGCCAGACUGACCACGCUCGUCUAUUUGUGGCUUAUGUCAAACAGACUGACGUGGAGACUGCUCCCUGUCCCUCUCAGAUUCAGCAGGUUGUAGACCGGUUCUCAUAUCUUAAGGAGGAGCCUACUGGACUUGUCCAUAGGCAGACCAAACAUAAGAUUGAGAUCCUGCCUGGCUCGGUCCCUCCCAAGGGCCGGGUCUACAGGAUGUCUCCUGCUGAACUUGAAGAGCUCAGGAAACAGUUAGAGACCCUGACCAGCAAGGGCUGGAUCARGCCCARCACAUCUGAGUUUGGGGCACCAGUCCUCUUUGUUCCAAAGGGGAAUGGUGAGUUCAGGAUGUGCGUGGACUAUCGUGGUCUCAACAAAAUCACGAGGAAGUCUACAGAGCCCCUUCCUCGCAUCGAUGACCUGUUGGACAUGGUGCAGGGCUGCACUAUUUUCAGCAAGAUCGAUCUCAAAUCUGGCUACCACCAGAUUGAGAUGGUUGAAGGCGAUGUCCACAAGACAGCCUUCCAAACCAGGUAUGGGACUUACGAGUACCUGGUUAUGCCAUUCGGUCUUUGCAAUGCGCCAGGCACUUUCCAAACAGAGAUGCACCGCAUACUGAGGCCUUACCUGGACAAGUUCGUAGUUGUCUACCUGGACAACAUCUUGGUAUUCAUUCGUUCUGUCCAGGAGCAUGCGCAGCAUCUGGCUCUGGUCCUCCAGGCCUUACGUGCUAACCAGUAUAAGAUCAACAGGGAGAAGCCCUCUUUUGGAGUUCCCUCUGUAAUCUAUCUGGGACACGUGAUUUCUGGAGAGGGGUUGGCUCCUGAGGCAACGAAAGUUGCUGCAGUUCAGGACUCGCCGCGACCUGCUAACAUUCGUGAUGUCCGGUCUUUCUUGGGGCUUGCAUCCUACUACAGGAAGUUCAUUAAGAACUUCUCAGCGAUUGCAGCUCCCCUGACUGAUCUUACAAAGAAAGACACUUCCUUUCUUUGGACGUCAGAAUGUCAGGAGGCCUUCACACGUCUCAAGGAGGCCUUGAUUCGUGCCCCUGUCCUGAAGCUACCUGACCCUACCUUGCCUUUUGUACCGACUACUGAUGCUAGCCAGUAUGGUGUAGGGGCGGUACUUCAGCAGGAUGAUGGGAAUGGUCUGCAGCCUAUUGAGUAUAUGAGCAAGAAGAUCAAAACCAAGAAGCUACAGGACUCUACCUAUGAGAAGGAGCUCUAUGCUCUUGUGUCAGCGCUCAAGCAUUGGAAGCACUUUCUCCUGGGCAGGCACUUCAAAACCUUUCCAGAUCACUCCACCCUUCAGUGGAUGAAGUCCCAGGGAGAGCUGAAUGACAAGCUUGCUCGCUAUAUCAAGUUCAUUGACAUGUUUGACUUUGAACUGAGACACAAGAAGGGCUGCUACAAUAGAGUCGCAGAUGCCCUUUCUCGUAGGCCUGACGCUCUCUUUCUGAUCUCCUUUACAACUCGUUUGGAGAGAGGACCCGUCAGACCAUUGCCUAGUUGCUGCCCCAAGAUGAGAUCUUUGGGCCUAUUGUGAGGAAUCUCCAGGAAGAUCCUGCCUCUGAACCAGGAUACUCUCUGGUCUCAGGCCUGCUGUACACGUGCAGCAGAGGCGA